Molecule: messenger RNA, 436 nt
Organism: Otolemur garnettii (small-eared galago)
Lineage: Eukaryota; Metazoa; Chordata; Mammalia; Primates; Galagidae
Gene: COPS9
Product: COP9 signalosome subunit 9
Exons: 3
Coding region: 40-213 (57 amino acids)
Biological process (GO): negative regulation of protein neddylation
Source: RefSeq, a predicted model, not a curated record
UCCGCGGCCGGAAGUAGUCUUAUAGCGCCGCGGGCCGAGAUGAAGCCGGCGGUGGACGAGAUGUUUCCCGAAGGCGCCGGGCCCUACGUGGACCUGGACGAAGCGGGAGGCAGCACUGGGCUCCUAAUGGACUUGGCCGCCAAUGAAAAGGCAGUUCAUGCAGACUUUUUUAAUGAUUUUGAAGAUCUCUUUGAUGAUGAUGAUAUCCAGUGAGGUGCUGUCCAGCUGCUGGCACGGCCACACCUCUGCCACCGAGCAGUACAGUGGAUGCUCUCAAAGGACAGUCUCAAAUGGCUGCAGAGAACUUGUGGACAUCACUUGGAAUCGGGCGGGGUAACCAAGAGAGAGAAGAGCGGUCUUAACCAUGUCCAUGAUGCUGUUAACCUCUAAAUAUGACUGGCUUUUGUCCUUCAAUUAAAGAAAGCUAUAUCGUGAU